CCCGAUUCGGUCACAGGCAAGCGGUUUGUCAAUUAGAAGCUGGUCUUUUGUUCCUCUGCUAUUUGGACAGUUUCCUUUCUGACCAGGUGGAAAGAGCUUCAACGACAUGCUGUUGGAAUGCAUCAGAGAUGACAAGGCUCCAUAGGCUAUUCUGAGCUCGUCUGAUGGAUUAAAGUCAUCCUUUAUAUCCAAAACUACACCACAAGCAGCCGGUGGUCAAGAAGGCUCAUAGCAGGGGAGAGCACCAUGUCCUGUCUCCCCUUGUAUGCUCUGCUGUUGCUGUGUCUACAAGGAUCACUGUUUGCCACCCACACCUGCCCUCCACAGUGUGUCUGCGAGACUCGCCCAUGGUUCACUCCCCAAUCCAUUUAUCAUGAGGCCAGCACAGUGGACUGCAAUGAUCUGCUGCUCACCCGGGUACCCGGCAAUCUCUCCUCAAACACCCAGGUCCUUCUGUUACAGAGUAAUAAGAUCUCCAAGGUCAACAGGGAGCUCCAGCACUUGUCUAACUUGACUGAGCUGGACCUCUCCCAAAACCACUUCUCUAGAAUCAGUGAUGCUGGGUUGGCUAACCUUUCACAUCUCAUUACACUUUACUUGGAAGAGAAUCAGGUGGAGGAGCUUUCCAACCACUGCUUAAGUGACCUUACUUCGCUAGAGGAACUCUACAUAAAUCACAAUUGUAUCUCCUCUAUUGAGCCAUUGGCUUUUGCGGGCUUAACCAGCUUGCUCCGGCUGCACCUCAACGCCAACCGUCUCCACGCCAUUGACCAUCGUUGGUUCCUCCCACUCCACAACUUAGAGAUCCUGAUGAUUGGAGAGAAUCCCAUCUCCCAGUUAACAGGGGGGAGUUUUCAGCCUUUGGAAAGGCUUCAUAGCCUCGUCUUAGCUGGGAUGCAGCUAAUUGAAAUCCCUCCUGAUGUUUUCCAAGGCUUGGACUACCUGGAGAGUCUCUCCUUUUAUGAUAACCACCUUUCAUACAUUCCCACCAAGGCACUAAGAGGCCUACCUCUCUUGAAAUUCCUGGAUCUCAACAAAAAUCCUAUCACAGAAAUUCAGCCAGGAGAUUUCAAGGACAUGCUGCAUCUGGAAGAGCUGAGCCUCAAUGGCAUGGAGGAACUUACUGGCAUCCACAAAGGGUCAUUUGAGAAUCUUCCAGAAUUAGCCAAGCUUGAGCUGUGCAACAAUCCACAUCUCUCCUACCUGCACCCAGCUGCCUUCCAGGGGGUGCCAGCUCUUCGCACUCUGCUAAUCAGCAAUACAGCCCUUGGCUUUCUUCCCUUGGGCCUGAGAGAUGCCUUGCCAGCUUUGGCUGAACUUAGUCUCUAUGGGAAUCCAUUGCGAUGUGAUUGCUUAGAGAACUGGAAACCAUGGACCACAGGACACGUUCGGCUGAUUGAAUCGCAAACUACUCUCUGUACUUCACCUUCAGAAGCCAUGGGUCAAGAGCUCCAAGAAGCCCUAAAAAGUGUCAGGGGGGGAGGUUGUUUGCCAGAAAUCACACCUAAUCUUCCAGAACACCUGGAGGCAUCAUCUGGUUCUACAGUAAUUCUGGAUUGUCAGGCCAGCUCAGAGCCGCCACCACAAUUCCACUGGAUCUUACCUUCUGGGAAAAAAGUGACUGCUGGAACUGGGAAGAUGCAUCUUAGGGCUGGUGGAACCCUUGAGAUUAACAGAGCCAACCCAGCAGAUUCAGGAGUCUACACUUGUGUAGCCCGGAAUGAACUGGCCUCUACUAGCCACAGUCUGUCCCUCAAUGUCAUUGGAGAAAGACCUGUAACUCCUGCCAGGCUACUGAUCUUUGCCAAAAAGGUGCAGUCACAUUUUGUGGUGUUGGAGUGGACCACAUCUUACAUAGAAGGGCAUAAAAACGAGAGAGAUGAAUCAGCCACUGCCCACCCACCACCUCCUCCACCCUGGUCAUCAGCUACCAUGCGCAUCCAUAACCCCCAUUUUACCUACACCUCACGGGUUCCUGUUAGCAUCCGGGAAUACAACCUCACACACUUGCAACCUUCCACCCGUUAUGAGAUUUGCCUUACAGUCAUGUCUUCCAUUCCCAAGUCCUCAGUUGCUGCCAGUUACACUGAUGUCCCGUCUGCCUCAGCAGCUUCUACAAACUCUCCUUUGUCUUCUGUGAGUUCUUCAGAAAUGGUCACAGCAACCACAGGUGCUUCCGCGCCAUCUCUGAGCUCUUUGAUAAUCCCCAGGGGUCCUUCCUUGUCUCUCAUGAGUCAUUCAACUGUGGUUUCUCCAGGAACUUCCAAACCUUCCUCUGCACCCAUGACAAGUCCCGUGGAAGCUUCUGCAGGUCUUCCAUCUGCUUGGUUAUUGCCCCACGCUCAGCACGUCUGCCUCAAUGUCACCACCAAAGAUGCCUCCCUCUCAGUGGAGCUGAUGGGAGGCUGGGCCGGAGGGGCAGCCUUGGCUGCUAUUACUGGUUCCUUAUUAGCAGCUCUGAGUGCUGUGCUCCUGCUCCUUUGCGCUUCUCGUCGACUCAAGGAGAAAGGGUGUCGCCAUUCACUCAAAAAGUACAUGCAGCAUGCAGCUGCCAUCCCACUCAACGAGGUCUACCCUCCCCUGAUCAGCUUGUGGGAUGCAGAGGGAGACCCUUCCCUCCCAAUGGCCCCGUUAGCACAACUGGCUCCGCCCACACCAACCUUGCCACCUCCCCCUGCCAUAGGUGGGCACACUGUUUUGCUGCCAUCUCCUCCUGGCCAAAUUGACACUUCCAAGACUUACCUAUGGCAACAGCCAUGAAGGAAUUUGAGGUGUGCCGGUACCCGUACCUCAACACAGACAUUGGUGGGAAAUCUCUCCUCCCUGCGGCUUUUAGGAUGUCAGAAUUGGGUCUCCAGGCCUUCCCAGUUCAGGUUCUUGCCUUCCACUUUCACCCCUUGUACUCACCUGUGCACUAUAUGUACCGAGGGCACGAGGAACUUGGACAUUUUUUAGCCAAGGUUUCACUGUGUAGUUAUAGCCAAUGAGGGAGGAAAGUAUCAGGCAGAUAACAGGGCCCCUGGGACAGUGUAGCCCCUGGGGGGCAGGUAAAAAAAAAUGAAUAAAAUUGAG
Messenger RNA from Ahaetulla prasina, 3072 nucleotides. Its product is annotated as leucine-rich repeat neuronal protein 1-like. Lineage: Eukaryota; Metazoa; Chordata; Lepidosauria; Squamata; Colubridae. The record is from RefSeq and is a predicted model, not a curated record. Bases 247 to 2760 code for a protein of 837 amino acids. Gene Ontology annotation, cellular component: extracellular matrix. Gene Ontology annotation, molecular function: protein binding. The transcript is spliced from 3 exons.